Molecule: messenger RNA, 3941 nt
Organism: Globicephala melas (long-finned pilot whale)
Lineage: Eukaryota; Metazoa; Chordata; Mammalia; Artiodactyla; Delphinidae
Gene: CX3CR1
Product: C-X3-C motif chemokine receptor 1
Biological process (GO): immune response; cell chemotaxis; calcium-mediated signaling
Cellular component (GO): external side of plasma membrane; membrane
Molecular function (GO): C-C chemokine receptor activity; C-X3-C chemokine receptor activity; C-C chemokine binding
Source: RefSeq, a predicted model, not a curated record
AGUCUGCCCCAGGCUUGCGUCUUCCAGGUCUAUAACUUCAGGUCCUCCUGUCCCAGCUGGCCUCCAGCCUGGAGUUUCUGAACUUGCCUGUGGCAGCAUCUAAAGAUAGUCUACCUCACAGGAAACCAAAUACUAUUGGCUAACUUUGCAAUUAAAGAUGCUCUCAGAGGGAAGGAAAGGGAAAUACUCUCUGGCAGAGUCUGCGUGGGACAGGGCGGCUGACUGGCAUAUCCAGAGGUUCCCUUCCCAGGUCCAGCCCAGGUGCUCACCAUGCCCACCAUCUCCCCUGAAUCAAGUUUAGAAGACUUUGAGUAUGAUGAGCUUGCAGAAGCCUGUGAUAUGGGGGACAUCGUGGCCUUGGGAACUGUCUUCCUGGCCAUACUCUACUCCCUUAUCUUUGCCUUUGGCCUGGUGGGAAAUUUGCUGGUGGUGUUUGCCCUCACCAACAGCCAGAAGCCCAAAAGCAUCACUGACGUUUACCUCCUGAACCUGGCCUUUUCUGAUCUGCUCUUUGUAGCCACCUUGCCCUUCUGGACUCACUAUCUUAUAAACGAGCAAGGCCUUCAUAACGCCGUGUGCAAACUCACCACCGCCUUCUUCUUCAUCGGGUUUUUUGGAGGCAUAUUCUUCAUCACCAUCAUCAGCAUCGACAGGUACUUGGCCAUUGUCCUGGCCGCCAACUCCAUGAACAACCGGACUGUGCAGCAUGGCGUCACCAUCAGCCUUGGCGUCUGGGCAGCCGCCAUCUUGGUGGCUGCACCCCAGUUCAUGUUCACCAAACAGAAAGAAAACGAAUGCCUUGGUGACUACCCUGAGGUCCUACAGGAAAUCUGGCCUGUGCUCCGCAACGUAGAAAUGAAUUUUCUUGGCUUCCUGCUCCCCCUGCUUAUUAUGAGUUACUGUUACUUCAGAAUCAUGCGGACACUUUUUUCCUGCAAAAACCAAAAGAAAGCUAAAGCCAUUAGGCUGAUCUUUCUUGUGGUCAUCAUGUUUUUCCUCUUCUGGACACCUUACAACGUCAUGAUUUUCUUAGAGACACUCAAUCUCUAUGACUUCUUUCCCAACUGUGACAUGAAGAGGGAUCUGAGGUUGGCCCUCAGUGUGACCGAGACAGUUGCAUUUACCCACUGUUGCCUUAAUCCCCUUAUCUAUGCAUUUGCUGGAGAGAAGUUCAGAAGAUACCUUUACCACCUGUACAGGAAAUGCCUGGCUGUCCUGUGUGGCCACCCCGUCCACGUCAGUUUCUCCCUGUCCCCGUCUGAAUCACAAAGGAGCAGGCGAGAAAGUAUUCUGAGCAGCAAUUUCACUCAUUACACCAGUGAUGGAAAUACAUCCAUCCUCCUCUGAAAGCCUUGUCUCUCCAGCAAGCCUGGAGUUUCUGAGACUGACACUGAAUAAUUAGGACAGAUUUUUAAAUUUCUUACAUGCAAGAAACAAUGGGUUUGAUGCCCAAAAGCAAUCCUGAAAGUAUUUUUGAGAAUUGUGCUCAAAAUCUGAAUGAUAAAGGACAGGCAUGUUUCUUAUUGCCAAUGUCAAGAGUUUCUUGUUUACAAAUUACAAAAAUUCAACGCAGAUUAAUUUAGCCUGAAAAGAGGCAGUAUCAUUCACAUUGUAACAUGGGCAAGGGGGUGGCGAAUCCUCAGAGUGAGUGAAAACUAGAGAUUGAAUCUAGCUAGAACUUCCUCUCUCUGACUCUCAAAUCUCUGAGUGGUAACAGAGAUCCCAGACUCACAUAACACAGUUUUGUCAUCAGAGAGGGAAUGAGACCUAUAUCCCUCUGAUCCCAAGGUCAAAAUUCCCAGGGAAGGGCUCUGAUUGGCCAAGUUUGUAUCAGAUUCUCAUCCUUGGACCAGGUGGCAGUAUCCACAGGGAAGACAUAGAUAAGAUGGCAGCUCCCAUUCCAAUCUUGUGGUUGGAGAUGCGUGAAGACAUAUUUCCAAGAAGCUGGAGGGGUGGGUGCUGCUUUGAUCAGAUACAACAAGAGUUGCCCACCAACUUUACCUGCGUCUAGCCCAGCCCCACCCUGAUCAUACCAGCCAGCACACACCACCAACCUCUUCGCCAUUAAACCCCCUCUGUCAUGUCCCCAAACAUACAAAGGUUCCCCAGCACCUACUGCAUCAAGUCCAAGCUCAAAUGCCUGGCCUCUGACACCCUCCGUCAUGUGGUUCCACCAACAGAUUUGCCAGUACCUCCUCUUCACAAAGGACUCCAGCCACCUUGUCAGUCAGGUCUCUUCAAUCCAGCCACAUGCGUCGCCACCUGCUCCAGAGCCCAGGGGGAUAAACAGAAAAAACAGUGGCCCAUCUGAGAAGGCAUGGUUUCUAGUCCCAACUCUAUCACUUAUCUGCUGGGUAAUUUGGGGCCAACUGAACUUCAGUUUCCUCAUCUGCAGAAUGGAGAUAACAGAACUUUUCAUGUAGGAAGCAUCCUUUCCAGCAUGAGGAACCAGCCUCUAACUCUUGCAGGUUCCAACCCUCUUGUCUGGUUCCCAGACUUCAGCUUUUCCUCCACCUGGCACCGUGCUUAAGUGGUGCUGUUGACAGAGCCUGGAAGGGCCUUGCGGGCUCUGCUGCGUGAUGUAGCUCAGACACAGAGGAGGCUGGCUCCUACAGUGGCGCUCAAUGGACACUUGUAGAUAUACAGGUUGAUAGCCUUUCCUGACCCAACCCUCCCGGACUGCCUGGAACAUUUCCUCCCAAUCAACUGGUGGCAACCCCAUCUGGAGAGAACCCCAUCAUUCAUGCCACUGCCAACCUGGACAGCCAGGGUCCCAGGAGCAGUUUUCCCUUUCUCAGUAAACAUUUGGGAUGGACUGAAAUUUUAAAGCUUGAAAAACAAUUGUGAUGAUGCUAAAGAAAAUAUAAUCUACCCACACAGUAUCUUCAUCUGCCCACCAGACCUCAUUCACACCCUCAUGUGUUUCGAGUUGCAAUCAUAAUGUACAGACAGUUUUAUAAUCUGCUUUUUUUUUUUUUUUGCGGUACGCAGGCCUCUCUCUGUUGUGGCCUCUCCCGUUGCGGAGCACAGGCUCCGGAUGAACAGGCUCAGCGGCCAUGGCUCACGGGCCUAGCCGCUCCGCGGCACGUGGGAUCUUCCCAGACCGGGGCACGAACCUGUGUCCCCUGCAUCGGCAGGCGGACUCUCAACCACUGCGCUACCAGGGAAGCCCGUAUAAUCUGCUUUUUUUUUCUCUUAACAUUAGGCCACAAAUAGCCUUCUGUUUCUAUAUAGUUUUGUAAUAUUUCAGAAGACUCUGCCAGGUUGUGUACUCAUUGAAGGCGUCUGACUCCUUCUAUUUCUCACUCCUUGGCAGUCAGUAUAUUUGUUUAACCAAUGACAGAAUGAAUUAUGUUCCAUCAAGAUCAUGUACUGUAACUUACUCAUCAUUACCCUAUUAAUAAACAUUUCGCUUGUUUCCAAUAUUUACCAAACACAUAUUUUACAGCACUUUUCUGUAUAAUUUCCUUUCUCGUCUCCAAUUACUUCCUUUGGAUAAAUUUCUUGCCAUGGGGAUAACUGGGCCAAAGGGCCUGGGAACUUUUUAGCUUUUGACACAUACAUAUGAAACUAAUACACUGCAAAACCUUUAUUGAGCAUAUAUUACAUGCAACAUGGGAGCUCAGAUCCAGAGCUGUUGCAAAGAUCAGUGCGAUAAGGCCUUCGCCUUCAAUGUUUAAGAGGUGCUUAACAUUUAAAUGCAGAACUCAGAAAUUUACAAAAAAAAGCAUGCUCUGCAUUAAUUGGUAACACAAGAGCAGUGACAUCUGACCUGAGUCUUUAAGGAUCUUAGGACCCUAAUCUUAGGACAUCUGACCUGAGUCUUAAGAUCUUAAGAUCUUAAGGGAAAUGUCUGAGAAAUUGAAAGGCAUUGGGAAUAGAGUGGUGGGAAGCUUCUGAAGCUUUGGCUCAGACAACCAAUGGAAGAGGGUGUUCUCGGG